CCUAUUCUAAUUAGACGAGUGAAUGAAUGAAUGGCGUUGUUCAGUCAAAGACCUAUUACUAUAUUACGUCUAUGAAGACCUAACUGUUAAGUUUGUAAUUUUGGAAACUAUGGACACCCUACCACAGGUCGUCUUGAGUACAUAGUUCUCGACUACUUACUGCAUACUUAAUCUAUUCUUUUAACUAAUGACUAUAAAAUUGGAUUCUACGCCUACUCCGAAUGAGAAAUUGAGAUAAGGUUAAUGAAAAUUAAGAUAUUGAAUCCACUUCCAGACACAACCUGCAAAAUUAUUUAGGCAUUUUAUGGGUUCCUUGGUGAUGUUAAGACAUUUUAUGUCAAAGUCACAAUUACAGUCAAUGUCAAGUGAAAUUGAAAAGUCAAAAUUAUGAUGUCAUUCUAGCAUAUUGCAUUCAAAAUGCAGUGGAUCGGCUAAUAAAAUUCUGUUUUGAAACAGUGAAUCGAUCUUUUUCAAUAGUUCUAUUGACGCAGAUUUGAAUUUUUUAAUUUCAGAUAUUCACAUAAAUUUUCUGAAAUAAAACUGUUACCGUGAAAUAAUGAUCUUUAAAAACCCGCCGAAAUUAAAGUUAUAACUGAUUUUACGUAGAAAAAACGUGUUUUAAUCUUGUUUAACUCUGUUUAGAAAUACAUGUUUCAAAAUGUUAUUUAAAAGUCAGUAUGUGGUUUUAAUAUUUGUGAUAUGUUUAUUGCAAUGUGCCUUGUCGGAGAUAAUCACAUUAUCCAUACUUGGAUCUGCUGCUGUAGCUGGCUGGUUUAGUUGGAAUACACUUAAAGAAAACACAUAUUGUCGAUACGUGGAAUGUUGUACAGAUCAGCAUGUGCCUUUUGAUAUAAACAAAUUAAAAUUAUCUCUAUCACAAAGAAUGUUUGGGCAGCCAUUAGUUGAUGAACUAGUGAAUAUAUUGCAUGCACACAAAGAGGCUGUACAUGAUGAGAACAAAAGAAAUAAAAAGGCUUUGGUAAUAAGCCUUCAUGGCUGGCCGGGUGUGGGUAAAAACUAUGCAGCUACUAUGAUUGCCGAGGCACUUUACACUAAAGGCAUGCACAGUAAAUAUGUAAAGUUGUUUAUGGGCAAAAAAGAUUUUGACUGCUCUAACUUACAAAAGAAAAAAGAAGACUUGGUAGCAACUCUGAAUAGUAUUGUAAGAAAAUGUCCGAAGUCUCUCAUAAUAUUUGAUGAAAUCCAUGAUAUGUGCCCUUCCGUGUUAGACACCAUCAAACCGAUGCUUGAUCAUCAUCAUGCUGUAGACGGUAUUGAUUAUAGGGAUAGCAUUUUUAUAUUUAUAUCCAAUAUUGGAGGUCAAGAAAUAGCGACAAAGUUGUUAGACCUGUAUGCACAAGGUGCAAAGAGAGGUGAUGUUGAAUUUCAUGAUUUUGAACCUAUCAUAAGGAGGACUGCAUAUUUUCAAGGUGGAUUUGAAAAGGCAGCUGCAAUAGCAAAUCAUCUGAUUGACCAUUAUGUGCCAUUUUUACCAUUGGAGCAACACCAUGUAGAGAUGUGUGCUCUGGCCGAGUUUCGGUCACACUCUGUAUAUCACCCAACUAAGGAAAUGAUGGCGGAAGCUUUAUCUGUCAUAACAUAUGGCCCUAAUGAAGACCAGCCAAUAUUUGCUAACAAUGGAUGCAAGCGAUUUACAAGACACAUUCCUUAUGUAAUUCAAAAGAAUAAGCAGAAGCUUGAAUUAUAACUAAUGUCCAGUUUAAGGGUAAUCUUGUGAUAUUUUUUAUGUUUGUUGAGUUAUUAAUAUUUAUUUAGCUUUAAACCUUCUUUGUACAAAAUAGUUGUUAAUUUUGUAAGAUGAAAUAAUGAGCAUUUCAAAGAUAAUGAUUUGCAGAAUUUAUUAUUAUCAUGAAACACAGUUCAUUGCAUUUCAUGAAAAAAGAACUGUUUUAUCACAAUAAUUAUGUAAAAUCGUGUCUUUAUUUAUUGUAAAACAAGUUCAUGUUCCAGUGAUCUUGCUGAAUGUUCAUUUGAUUUACAUGUUAACUGAUGAUCUGUAAAUAAUACCUAGGCUUAGUUAAUGUUCAGAAAAUUAAUAAGGAAUGUUCUCUGUCUCUAAUUGUUAGGGUUAGUUUUUACCAAACAGAUGUAUUGAUAGUUUUAAUAUCACUGACCUUAUAAUUUUAUAUGGCAAAGCAAUACUCUUGAUAAUUCAGUUGAUUUCAAUGUGCAAGGAUUUCACUGUUUGGUGGACAACUAAUCCUAAAUAGUUUUUUUAUUCACUGAAAGUGAAUUUUCACAAUAAAAUAAAAUUAAACAUAA
Molecule: messenger RNA, 2283 nt
Organism: Helicoverpa zea (corn earworm)
Lineage: Eukaryota; Metazoa; Arthropoda; Insecta; Lepidoptera; Noctuidae
Gene: Torsin
Product: torsin-like protein
Exons: 6
Coding region: 659-1708 (349 amino acids)
Biological process (GO): cellular response to misfolded protein
Molecular function (GO): ATP hydrolysis activity; ATP binding
Source: RefSeq, a predicted model, not a curated record